CUUCGACUUUAGGUUGUUGUCAAAAUAAAAUUUGUUGUCAUCAAAAAUUCGAAUAAAUUGUUCUUAAAAAAAUAAAACAACACACUUCUGAAUUUGCGUGUUUUGGAAUGUUGUAAAAAUAGUUAUUUUAUUUGUUUUGCUAUCAAUCCAAAAGCUAUCAAAAAAAUCAUACAAAUGUCAUCAUCACCCAUACAAACUAUUCUAAAAAUUGAAGAUCUAACUUCUGAAGACGAGGCAAGCAAACUGGCCAAAGAAGUUUUAUCAGAAUCUGAAAUAUGUUCAAUUGAUUUUGAUGAUGAUGAACAAAUGCAAAUGAUAACAAUGGACAGAACUGAUUCUCCACCUACAACAUCAUUUCACAAGCAAGAAAGUACUCAAAACAAAACAUUUACAGAGGUGCUUCAAUCAUCUGAGAAUCGGGACCUUAAAUACUGUGUGAAAACCAAACCCGUUCAAUUUGAAGCAAUGGCAAAUUUUAUGAUGGCCCAUCCAGAUUUUGCAGAUGGAACUUUAAAAUUUCCCGAUUCGAGAGUAAAAAUCAAUGAUUUGUGGAACGAAUUAUCUGAUAUCCUAAAUAAAAAUGGGCCACCCACACGAGGUGGAGAGGGAUGGCGAAAAGUGUGGUAUGAUUACAAAACUCACAUAAGAAAAAAAUUACGAAAAAACAAAACUUACUAUCUACAACCUCGUGGACUUCCAAAGAAAUUUUACCCCUUGUCACGACUAGAAAGAAGAGUUGCCAAUUUUAUGGGGUAUAUUCCAAAAGAGACUAAUGGCGCUGUCACGUCAACAUUACCCUCAACAUUACCUUCCAGUAUGGUUGAAAUUCCUUCGACUGAUAAUUCAAGCACUGUUGAUGAAACAACAAAGCCAAUUCCUUCGACUGUUAAUUCAAGCACUGUUGAUGAAACAACAAAAGCUUCCGUGUUGCGGUCACCUGAACCAACUGCAUCGCAUGAUGUAGAUGAGCCCAAUACACCACCGAGCAGAUAUUCGCCUCCUCUAAGUAAAAAAUAUAAAAAGACAUUACUUCAAACUCAAGUGGACACUCAGAGAGAGUAUACGAAAGACUCGAAAAAAAUUAUGUUAGAGAUUAACGAUAAUUUAAAAGGAUUAUUAAAAUAUUCCAUAAAAAGCUAUGAACUGGAACAGAGAAAAUUUGAACUUGAAAAAGAGAAGUUUUUAUUUAAACAGAAAACUGAAGCUCAAAAGCAUCAAACUGAAAUGGAAAAAUUACAAGUACAAAAAGAUCUUCUACGUUUAAAACAAGAAACGGCUGGGCUGGUAUAAUUAACUGAAGCUCGACUAAAUUGUU
Molecule: messenger RNA, 1315 nt
Organism: Episyrphus balteatus (marmalade hoverfly)
Lineage: Eukaryota; Metazoa; Arthropoda; Insecta; Diptera; Syrphidae
Exons: 3
Coding region: 175-1290 (371 amino acids)
Source: RefSeq, a predicted model, not a curated record